Grammomys surdaster is the source of this 3321-nucleotide messenger RNA. RefSeq names its product BRCA1 associated protein (gene Brap). Gene Ontology annotation, cellular component: cytoplasm. Gene Ontology annotation, biological process: Ras protein signal transduction; protein ubiquitination. Gene Ontology annotation, molecular function: zinc ion binding; ubiquitin protein ligase activity. Lineage: Eukaryota; Metazoa; Chordata; Mammalia; Rodentia; Muridae. The record is from RefSeq and is a predicted model, not a curated record. The coding region runs from base 44 to 1573 and encodes 509 amino acids. The transcript is spliced from 10 exons.
UUCCCUCAGCUCACCGGGGCCCACGUCGACCAGCGCCUGUCCUAUGAGUGUGUCACUGGUGGUCAUCCGACUGGAGCUCGCGGGUCACUCGCCGGUCCCCGCCGACUUCGACUUCAGCGCCGCCGCUGGAGAGAUGUCCAAUGAGGAGAUCAAAAAGAAGACAUUGGCUUCAGCUGCGGCCUGCCUAGAAGGGAAGUCGCCAGGGGAGAAAGCAGCAGUCAUACACCAGCACCUCGGCCGUCGGGAAAUGACCGAUGUGAUCAUUGAGACCAUGAAGGCCAGCACAGAUGAGUUGCAAGACACAACAGAAGAAAAGAAGCCCUCAGCAGCCCCCGUCUCUGCACAGAGAAGUAGAGAGCAGAGAGAGUCUGUGAACACAGCCCCAGAGUCUCCAUCCAAACAGCUCCCAGACCAGAUCUCCUUCUUCAGCGGCAACCCUUCCGUUGAAAUCGUCCACGGCAUCAUGCACCUGUACAAGACAAAUAAGAUGACCUCCCUGAAAGAAGACGUGCGGCGCAGUGCCAUGCUGUGUGUCCUCACGGUCCCUGCCACCAUGACCAGUCAUGACCUUAUGAAGUUUGUUGCCCCAUUCAACGAUGUAAUUGAGCAAAUGAAAAUCAUCCGGGACUCUACUCCAAAUCAGUACAUGGUGCUGAUCAAGUUCAGUGCACAGCUUCAUGUCCUGGAUAGGUGUCCUGUGUGCCGGUACUGUCAAACGCCAGAGCCAGUGGAAGAAAACAAGUGUUUUGAGUGUGGUGUCCAGGAAAACCUCUGGAUCUGUUUAAUAUGUGGCCACAUAGGAUGUGGGCGGUACGUAAGUCGACACGCUUACAAGCACUUUGAGGAGACCCAGCACACGUAUGCCAUGCAGCUCACCAACCAUCGUGUCUGGGACUAUGCCGGAGAUAAUUAUGUCCAUCGGCUGGUUGCAAGCAAGACAGAUGGAAAGAUCGUUCAGUACGAGUGUGAGGGCGACACCUGCCAGGAAGAGAAGAUAGAUGCCUUACAGUUAGAGUACUCAUACUUGCUGACAAGCCAGCUGGAAUCGCAGCGGAUAUACUGGGAAAACAAAAUUGUGCGCAUCGAGAAGGACACGGCUGAGGAGAUUAACAACAUGAAGACCAAGUUUAAAGAGACCAUCGAGAAGUGUGACAGCCUGGAGCUUAGACUCAGCGACCUCCUGAAGGAGAAGCAGUCUGUGGAGAGGAAGUGUACUCAGCUGAACACCAGAGUGGCCAAGCUCAGCACGGAGCUACAGGAGGAGCAGGAGCUGAACAAGUGUCUCCGGGCCAACCAGCUACUUCUACAGAACAAGCUGAAGGAGGAGGAAAAGCUGCUGAAGGAAACCUGUGCCCAGAAGGACCUGCAGAUCACUGAGGUCCAGGAGCAGCUGCGUGAUGUCAUGUUCUACCUGGAGACACAGCAGCAGAUCAGCCACCUGCCAGCAGAGACGAGGCAGGAGAUCCAGGAAGGGCAGAUCAACAUUGCCAUGGCCGCAGCCCCCAACCCACCCCCCUCCAGUGCUGGUGGGAAGCUGCAGUCCAGGAAGGGCCGAAGCAAGAGGGGCAAGUGACCUUCAGAGACUCGUCCCUGAGACUUCCUGGGCACCACAGGGUGUGCUGGGACCUUUGCUGAGCGGGAGGGUGGGCCCUAAUAAGUACGUCUGAGGACGAAUUGCGGUAGUGUGGCUCCUUCAUUUGUUGCGUGUGGUGUGAGGAGACUAAAAGAGGGGCGGCGUUGGCAGCACUUCCCAAGGGGGAGUCACAGCGCAGACACCUCAUGGCCAUUCUGCCCUCCAACUGGGUAGCCCCCAGGCUUAUGCGUUUUUCCAUUGUAUUUAUUCAGUUGGAGCACUUGCAGUUGGGUUCCAGGGUAAAUCUGUGACAUACGUGAUGUGACCUCCCAGGCAACAUUCCCUAGCACUAAAGCACAGUGCCUCCCAGAGGCCCCAGCUGCCUUCAGGAGAGGAGCCUGCUGCCCACUGCAGAGGAUCUCUCCUGCCAUCCCUCCUUCCCUGCCCCUGCGGAGUUGAAGAGCAGCUUGCGCGUCAUAGAGAAGGGGCUAGGCUAUAAACCAGGCACAGGCUUGUCCUCAGCAGCCUGGCUUGAGGGCAGGUGGAGUAGACCCAGUUUAGAGAAGAUGGUGACUGGUGACAGCUUUCUUUAUUUCUGAUGACUCCAUACAGAGUGUGCCUGUCAGAUAAGAAAAGCCGUACUGGCUCCUCCUCAGCUCAGGUAACUGAGUGUCCUCCAUCUAUUGGGAGUCAAAGGGAAGCCUAGUGAAAGGCCUCCGACAAGCUGAUAUGUGUUGCUGGAGUCAAGCUGAUAUGUGUUGCUGGAGUCGGUGUACUGACUAUUUACAAGCAGGGCCGCAUGUUCAGGUCGCAGCUAGAGGGAGCUUGGGCAGAUUUCAGUUACUCUUUUAUGAUAGUUUCAAAGGCUGCUUCUCACUCCAGAAAACGGCUUCAGCAGAGCCUUUUCCAAACAGCCAUACAAUACUUACUGUGACCAACAGAGGGGCUGUGUGCCUCUCUCUAGAGCCAGGAACAUCAGGUAACUUGUAACAAAUUAAUGGAACAGAAUUGAGGGGACACCAUGUUUGGAUUUAGCUUCUAGAAGAGUCUGGGCAGUUGACGACAGUGUGUAGUACAGUUUAAUUUUUUGCUUUAUCAUCAGCCAAAGGUUUAAAAUGUCACACUUUAGGGACUUUUUUUUUCCAACUGACUGGACCUCAUCCUUUGACCGGAAUGUCUGACAUGUCACCACAUUGCCUGUGUUGCUGAUCACCGUCCAGUUCUGUGGAAUGUGCCGUGGCAUUUCCCAGAACCCCACCUGUGACUGCGCAAUGAGUGUGCUCAGACUCAGACCUCCCUGGCUCUUCCUUAGGGCAGGCCAGCACUCCAGAUCUUCAGGCCUGAGCCACACAGACACUUGGAGCUGCGGCAGGAGCAGAGCCACCUCUUACAGAUCUCAUGUUUUAUCUAGAACACGUUUUACACUGUUACAGUCUCGACGGCUCAGCCCCGCUUGUCUUGCACAUCUGACCUUGUAGAAGCUGGGGUGGGUGGUAGCAUGCUAAUUAAGAGAACUGGAAGUACUUUCCAAAGCUGGCUCCCCAUUUCAUUACAACCCACCCAGCAGCCCUGCCGCCCAGAUGAGAGCAGCACUUCACAACACAGGUUGGGGAAAAUGCCUGGGAAGGCUGUGGCCAGAGGAAGCAGCCGACGGGCUGAGGUUUCCAAACUACUUGAAGGUCUUUAAAAAUGUUCCAGGAAAACAAAAAUCAAGAUGUGUAAAUAAAAUGUUAUUUUAAAAGGUCAAA